AUGGAUGUAACAUUUCGGGAGUCUGAGCCAUUCUAUAUAUCUUCUGUGUCCUCUUCCUCUCCAGUCACCUCUGGAACUGAUCGAGAAGGGGAGUUCUCUGGAGGGAGUCCUAUUACUGUGGAUAAACUCCCAAAAAAAGACCCUCUAAAUGAGAAGUGGGUCAGCGGCUUCCGUUCUCAAUCCCGUGGUUCACAGGGUGGAUACGGCGGUGGCAUCGACGGCAGUAGCAACAUCGGUGGCAUCGACGGCAGUGACGGAAGCAACAACAGCGAUGGCAAUGACAGCGGCGGCGGCGGAAGCAGCAACAGCGGUGGCAAUGGCAGGGUGUGGUAG
Elaeis guineensis (African oil palm) is the source of this 333-nucleotide messenger RNA. The record is from RefSeq and is a predicted model, not a curated record. NCBI's taxonomy places the organism in Eukaryota, Viridiplantae, Streptophyta, Magnoliopsida, Arecales, Arecaceae.